AUGGACGCCUCAGCUCGAAAUGUCACCAAAUCGUUCUACGAACAGCUUCGAUCCCCAGAUGAUGACCUUCCGGACUUCGAAGACGCGGGACUGCGAGCCCUCGACGAUGAAAACCUGACACAUGAUUUCAGAAAUAUGCAGGUGGAUAAUGUAAAUACAGGAGAAAGUCGUUUCACUGUGAGAAGCGCGAUGGACGGACGCGGCCCGAAGAAUGGCUCACCUUCUUCCAAGCGCCAGUUCAAGAGGAAACAAGCUCUUACUGCCUGGGCAGCCGACGAUGAUGACCUGGAUGAAGAUGUUCCAGCUUCUCUUUUAGUUGAGAACAACUCUGAACCAGUCCAGCGGCUGGAUGCCAUGGCGGGAACGACUGCCCAGGGUCAGACAGCGCCGACAUCUUGGAGAACACCAUCGCCCGAGAUGGGCAGAGCCCAAUGGGAAACAGUCAAGCGACAGCAGCGAUUGUACCGGGACGAUGCUAAUACAAGCUUUCAGCCUCGUUCCAUGAUGGCAGGUACUUGGCUUGGGAGUAGGCGAGAACGCGCUCUGUGGAGAUGGGUAAAUACGUCUAGCUUAGACAGCUUCAUGAGAGAUGUGUACGACUACUACGAAGGGGGAGGCAUGUGGUGUAUUCUUUGCUCAAACGCACUCUGGCUCCUGGAAACACUGUUUGUCGCGAUUCUUCUCACAUUUCUCACCCAGUGCGUCGACUAUGGCAAGGUGUCAACGAGCAAGUCUUUGGAACAAGUUAUCAUUCCACAAUGCACUCGAAAAAUGUCGGGUUUCUGGAAUCUCGGAAUAUGGCUAUACUCGUUCUUCUUCAUUUGGAAAUGCGUCCAGUAUUUCUUAGAAAUACGCCGCCUGGUACAGAUACGAGAGUUCUAUAUCUGCCUUUUGGAAAUUCCAGAACAAGACAUGCAGACUGUGUCCUGGCAAGAUAUCGUGGCUAGGAUCAUGGCUCUGAGAGAAGAAAAUCCCAAGACGGCAACAAAUAUACCGGCAAGGCUGCGACGCUUCAUGGGUAGCCAAUCGAAGGAGAGACUGGAUGCUCAUGAUAUUGCAAACAGACUCAUGCGGAAAGAGAAUUAUCUCAUUGCCAUGAUCAACAAAGACGUGUUAAACCUCUCUCUACCGAUUCCGUUUCUACAAGGAAGGCAGCUGUUUUCCAAGACGAUGGAGUGGUACCUUCAUUAUGGCAUCCUCGACAUGGCCUUCAAUGAACUCGGGCAAGUGCAGCAAGAUUUCCUUCGGGCCGACCGUCGAAGAAUUUUGAGCGAGAAAUUGAAACAGAGGCUCUUUUUUGCCGGAAUUCUGAAUCUUGUCUUCGCGCCAGUUGUCCUUGCAUAUGUCAUAAUUGUCUACUUCUUCACCUACUACAACGAGUACCAGAAGGACCCCAAACUCGCGGCGGCGAGGAAGUACACCGCUCUUGCAGAAUGGAAAUUUCGCGAGUUCAAUGAGCUGCCGCACAUUUUCUAUGAGAGGCUACAUAUGUCUUUCCCAUUCGCAACGCGAUACGUGGAUCAAUUCCCGAAGAGGAUGACUGAAGAUAUAGCGAGAAGUGUAGCAUUCAUGUCAGGCGCAAUCACUGCUGUGCUAGCAGUGUGCACAAUACUUGACUCGGAAUUGUUUCUCGGCUUUGAAAUCACGAAGGACAGGACUGUGCUGUUCUACCUGGGCAUUUUUGGAGCCAUCUGGGCUAUGACCCGAGGCAUGGUGUCUGAAGAGACUGCAGUCUUCAACCCCGAAUAUGCCCUGCGCAACGUCAUCGAAUAUACGCACUAUAUGCCUGAUCACUGGGAAGGAAGACUGCAUAGCUUCGAAGUGAAGAAGGAAUUUGCUGAGCUUUAUAAAAUGAAGGUCGUGAUCUUUCUGGAGGAAGUGAUGGGGAUCAUAACGACACCAAUGCUCCUCUUGUUCGCCCUUCCGAAAUGCAGCGACCAGAUAGUUGAUUUUUUCCGAGAAUUUACGAUUCAUGUCGACGGACUCGGGUACGUCUGCUCGUUUGCCGUAUUUGAUUUCAAAAAGGGAGUAGGCAACGACGGGAAGCGAGGCCCGGCACCGGACGUCCGGGAAGAUUAUUACACUACGAAGCAUGGGAAAAUGGCAGCCUCAUACUAUGGGUUUCUGGACAACUACGUUAUCAAUCCACGAACAGGAAUUCCUGGUCAUCUCCCUCCCGGGGCGAGGCACCAGUUCCACCCACCGCCCGCGUUUCCAAGUCUCAACUCGCCGACUUUGGCGGCGGAUCUGCAUACGUCUCAAGCUGGGCGACCCGAUGGACGACGCGAUUUUCCGCACUCGCCUGGUGAUAGAGCAAGCUCCAAAGACCCACGCCAUCAUCUCCCUAGUGGUGGGCGUGGCGCCAAAGGGUUGUCGAAGUCGCGCGCACCUCGAAAUCUCAGACUGGGAGAGAGCAGAAUCGCCGAAGAGCCUGGACAGGCUUUAUCGAAAAAGGUGCAUGUCAAGACGGAUGAUGAAUUCGAAGAUGAUGUCGAUGAUGGUGAUGGAAUUCUAGGUGAAUCUGUUUGGGAGACAUCGCCGGCUAAAGGCUUGAGCCGUGAGAACAGUGCGGCGAAUACUGUCGAGCCAGAUGCUGGUGUGCUGGGGAUGAUAUAUCAACUGCGACAGACGCAGCACGGUCGUCGCGGAAGCAGCAUGGUUUAG
Messenger RNA from Cordyceps militaris CM01, 2664 nucleotides. RefSeq names its product Autophagy-related protein 9. The record is from RefSeq and is a predicted model, not a curated record. The coding region runs from base 1 to 2664 and encodes 887 amino acids. The transcript has 4 exons. NCBI's taxonomy places the organism in Eukaryota, Fungi, Ascomycota, Sordariomycetes, Hypocreales, Cordycipitaceae. Gene Ontology annotation, biological process: protein localization to phagophore assembly site; autophagy of mitochondrion. Gene Ontology annotation, cellular component: autophagosome; phagophore assembly site.